Messenger RNA from Haliotis rufescens (red abalone), 2422 nucleotides. RefSeq names its product mucin-5AC-like. The transcript has 8 exons. The record is from RefSeq and is a predicted model, not a curated record. Bases 35 to 2299 code for a protein of 754 amino acids. NCBI's taxonomy places the organism in Eukaryota, Metazoa, Mollusca, Gastropoda, Lepetellida, Haliotidae.
CACCAGGUACACGGUCUCCUCCUACACCAGGUACAUGGUCCCCUCCUACACCAGGUAUACAGUCCCCUCCAACACCAGGUACACCAGUUACACGGUCCCCUCCUACACUGGGUACACCAGAUACAUGGUCUCCUCCUACACCAGGUACAUGGUCUCCUCCUACACCAGGUACAUGGUCUCCUCCUACACCAGGUACAUGGUCCCCUCCUACACCAGGUACACGGUCCCCUCCUACACCAGGUACACGGUCCCCUCCUACACCAGGUACACGGUCACCUCCUACACCAGGUACACGGUCCCCUCCUACACCAGGUACACGGUCCCCUCCUACACCAGGUACAUGGUCCCCUCCUACACCAGGUACAUGGUCUCCUCCUACACCAGGUACAUGGUCUCCUCCUACACCAGGUACAUUGUCUCCUCCUACACCAGGUACAUGGUCUCCUCCUACACCAGGUACAUGGUCUCCUCCUACACCAGGUACAUGGUCUCCUCCUACACCAGGUACACCAGGUACAUGGUCCCCUCCUACACCAGGUACAUGGUCUCCUCCUACACCAGGUACAUGGUCUCCUCCUACACCAGGUACAUGGUCUCCUCCUACACCAGGUACAUGGUCCCCUCCUACACCAGGUACACGGUCCCCUCCUACACUGGGUACACCAGGUACAUGGUCUCCUCCUACACCAGGUACAUGGUCUCCUCCUACACCAGGUACAUGGUCUCCUCCUACACCAGGUACAUGGUCCCCUCCUACACCAGGUACAUGGUCUCCUCCUACACCAGGUACACGGUCCCCUCCAACACCAGGUACACGGUCCCCUCCUACACCAGAUACAUGGUCUCCUCCUACACCAGGUACACGUUCCCGUCCUACACCAGGUACACGGUCCCCUCCUACACCAGAUACAUGGUCUCCUCCUACACCAGGUACAUGGUCUCCUCCUACACCAGGUACAUGGUCUCCUCCUACACCAGGUACACUGUCCCCUCCUACAUCAGGUACAUGGUCCCCUCCUACACCAGGUACACAGUCCCCCCCUACACCAGGUAUACAGUCCCCUCCUACACUGGGUACACCAGAUACAUGGUCUCCUCCUACACCAGAUACAUGGUCUCCUCCUACACCAGAUACAUGGUCUCCUCCUACACCAGGCACACGGUCCCCUCCUACACCAGAUACAUGGUCUCCUCCUACACCAGGUACAUGGUCUCCUCCUACACCAGGUAUACAGUCCCCUCCAACACCAGGUAUACAGUCCCCUCCUACACCAGGUACACGGUCCCCUCCUACACCAGAUACAUGGUCUCCUCCUACACCAGGUACAUGGUCCCCUCCUACACCAGGUAUACAGUCCCCUCCAACACCAGGUACACCAGGUACACGGUCCCCUCCUACACUGGGUACACCAGAUACAUGGUCUCCUCCUACACCAGGUACAUGGUCUCCUCCUACACCAGGUACAUGGUCCCCUCCAACACCAGGUACACCAGGUACACGGUCCCCUCCUACACUGGGUACACCAGAUACAUGGUCUCCUCCUACACCAGGUACAUGGUCUCCUCCUACACCAGGUACAUGGUCCCCUCAAACACCAGGUAUACAGUCCCCUCCAACACCAGGUACACCAGGUACACGGUCCCCUCCUACACCAGGUACAUGGUCCUCUCCUACACCAGGUACAUGGUCUCCUCCUACACCAGGUACAUGGUCUCCUCCUACACUGGGUACACCAGGUACAUGGUCUCCUCCUACACCAGGUACAUGGUCUCCUCCUACACUGGGUACACCAGGUACAUGGUCUCCUCCUACACCAGGUACAUGGUCUCCUCCUACACUGGGUACACCAGGUACAUGGUCUCCUCCUACACCAGGUACAUGGUCCCCUCCUACACUGGGUACACCAGGUACAUUGUCUCCUCCUACACCAGGUACAUGGUCUCCUCCUACACCAGGUACAUGGUAUCCUCCUACACCAGGUAUACAGUCCCCUCCAACACCAGGUACACCAGGUACACUCUCCCCUCCUACACCAGGUACACAGUCCCCUCCUACACCAGGUACACAGUCCCCUCCAACACCAGGUACAUGGUCCCCUCCUACACCAGGUACACGGUCCCCUCCUACACCAGGUAUACAGUCCCCUCCAACACCAGGUACACCAGGUACACGGUCCCCUCCUACACUGGGUACACCAGAUACAUGGUCUCCUCCUACACCAGAUACAUGGUCUCCUCCUACACCAGGUACAUGGUCCUCUCCUACACCAGGUAUACAGUCCCCUCCAACACCAGGUAAAUGGUCCCCUCCUACACCAGGUACACCAGGUACACGGUCCCCUCCUACACUGGGUACACCAGAUACAUGGUCCCCUCCUACACCAGGUACAUGGUCUCCUCCUACACCAGAUACAUGGUCCCC